AUGGCCGCCCUCCAGCAAGCCGCGUGCGUUAGCCUACAGACGGCCUUCACGGGUCAACGUCUGAGCGCGGGUGGCGCAACAGCCGCGCGCGUCUCCAUCGCGGCUCCCAAACCCGUCGCGCCCGCACGCGCGCUUCUCGAUGACAGCGGGUCAGUGGGCAUUGCUGUUGCGGGCGGCGGUGCGCUCGCGGCACUCGCGACGGUGCUCUCCCUCGCCGACCCGGAGAAGAGGCGACAGCAGCAAGCGGAGGAAGUGGGCGGCAACGAGAUGGAUGCGGUGCGCAACUACUUCAACACGGCGGGGUACGACAGGUGGCGCCGCAUCUACGGCGAGACAGACGACGUCAACUCCGUGCAGCUGGACAUCCGUCAAGGCCACGCGCAGACCGUCGAAAAGGUGCUGAGGUGGUUGAGGGAGGAGGGCUCGCUGGACGGCGUCACGGUGUGCGAUGCGGGAUGCGGCACCGGCAGCCUGUCCAUCCCUCUGGCGCUGGAGGGAGCCACAGUGUACGCCAGUGAUAUCUCUGCCGCCAUGGCGGGAGAGGGCGCGGAGAGGGCCAAGGUGGCGCUGGCAGAAGCGAAGACGGCGAAGCAGCUGGUGAUGCCGGUGUUCGAGGCCAAGGACCUGGAGUCCAUCGACGGGCAAUACCACACUGUGACGUGUCUGGACGUGCUGAUCCACUACCCACAGGACAAGUCAGACGCCAUGAUCGCCCACCUCGCCUCGCUGGCCACGGACAGAGUCAUCCUCAGCUUCGCCCCUUACACGCCCUACUACGCCUUCCUCAAGCGCGUGGGCGAGCUGUUCCCCGGCCCGUCCAAGGCCACCCGCGCCUACCUGCACUCGGAGGAGGAGGUGGAGGGCGCCCUCAAGAAAGCGGGCUGGAGGGUGGUGAAGAAGGAAAUGACCGGCACCAAGUUUUACUUCUCACGCCUCUUCGAGGCCUGUGGGGAACCUUCCAUGGCGUUCAACUCGGGAACCUACUACUGCCAUUCCGUCUUACUGAGUCAGCCAGAUUCACCUAGCCGCGUCACCACUGGUGCCCCUCCAUCAUGGGCGGUUCCGGCUUGGCGUUGGGCAGGGGCGAAGGGGCCCAAGGGGCAGCCAUCCGCUUUCGCGCUAGGGGCGGGCGAGUGGGCCUCGCGUUCUUGUGACGGUAGCGAGGGCAUCGGGCGGGCCCUCUCGCGCCAAUGCGCCCCUGCUAUCGCGGGCGAGAAGGAAUCCCUCGUCGACCCGUUCAGUGUGGAGUUUCUGGAGAAGAUGAGGCGACGCCUGGACAGGUGCCACUCUCGGGCCAGUUGCAUGCAUAUCUAUACAUUCACUUCCAGACGCCUCAGAAUGAAUGCUGUGCUCACUGAGCUGGACGGCGAGGAGUUCACAGAGAAGACGAGCGUGGGAGUGGCGUUCCCCGGAGUGGAGGUGCGCUUUGAGGGGGUGAGCGCGUGCGCCAAGGUGCGAGUGGGCGCGAGGGGCGUGCCCACGCUGCCCAACCAGCUGCCCAACCAGCUGCCCAACCAGCUGCCCAACCACGCAGGCGCGCUGCUGAGGGGUCUGCGCCUACUCAACGACCAGCGCCGCCUCUUCUUCGCGCUUGAUGCCUGCUCUGGCAUCCUCAAGCCUGCCAGGUACGGGCAUUCCAUUCCCAGCCUGGCAGGUAUGGGCAUUCCAUUCCCAGCCUGGCAGGACGACGCUGCUGCUGGGUUCGCCAGGGAGCGGCAAGUCAACGCUGCUCACGAUCCCCUUUGA
Molecule: messenger RNA, 1746 nt
Organism: Closterium sp. NIES-65
Lineage: Eukaryota; Viridiplantae; Streptophyta; Zygnematophyceae; Desmidiales; Closteriaceae
Source: the annotation of a GenBank genome assembly